This is a messenger RNA of Aplosporella prunicola CBS 121167, 771 nucleotides long. RefSeq lists its product as uncharacterized. NCBI's taxonomy places the organism in Eukaryota, Fungi, Ascomycota, Dothideomycetes, Botryosphaeriales, Aplosporellaceae. The record is from RefSeq and is a predicted model, not a curated record. The transcript has 2 exons. The coding region runs from base 201 to 659 and encodes 152 amino acids.
CAUUGAGCGGCCAUGGCAAAGCAUGCGUAUCUCGUUUCCCAUCAACCCAUUGUGGCUCAGCGCCCGCAGCUCCACAAUACACCCACAAGCAAGCGGCAGUGGCGUCCCCAUAAACCCGACGUCAACGGUCGCUCGGUCGAACGACUGACCCUCAUAUUUCAAAAAUAGCAGCAGAUUCCAGCAGCUUGGCAGUGCAAUUGAUGAGCAGGCUGCAGCAGCUGAUAAGUAGCGACGAUCCACCAGGCCAACAAGCUCAUGACCGUCAAGAACGAAAGCAAAAAGGAAAAAAGCCGUUGUUAAGAUCGGCAGCGCAGCGCAAAUACCACUGCAAACGCAUCACACGACAACGACGACACAGCAGGCCGAAUCCGCCCGGCCCGGCCACGCCAAAAAACGAGUUGCGAGGCCAACGCAUCAGCCGCGCAACGUCAAUAGGGUCGAAGCGCGGCGGUGAAGAGGGCGUUGAAACGGCCAGACCAAGAGACUGUGCAAAACAAGCUCAGGGUGGGUCGGCAGAUUCGGCACGGAGCGAGCGCCACAGGGCAAAACCGGUUGGUGGCGAGGCGAUCGCUGCCUGUUCCUGGCCUGGGAGCCGACGCCGGCAAUCCUUCCAAGGAAGACCUGAGGAUGACGUCGGUAGGCGAGCCCCCUGGGUAUAAGGGCUGGUUGCGCUUGCUCGAGCUACGGGUGAGCGUGCUUAUCGAGGACCUGCCUGUUGGUUUCGUUUGAGCUGUUUCUUUGGGCUGGUUUCGUCUGCUUGUGGAGUGAGAA